Messenger RNA from Etheostoma cragini (Arkansas darter), 1516 nucleotides. RefSeq names its product solute carrier family 25 member 29. The record is from RefSeq and is a predicted model, not a curated record. The transcript has 4 exons. NCBI's taxonomy places the organism in Eukaryota, Metazoa, Chordata, Actinopteri, Perciformes, Percidae. Gene Ontology annotation, molecular function: high-affinity L-arginine transmembrane transporter activity. Gene Ontology annotation, cellular component: mitochondrion. The coding region runs from base 491 to 1417 and encodes 308 amino acids. Gene Ontology annotation, biological process: mitochondrial L-ornithine transmembrane transport.
GCGACGCUAGCUUGUGUGCCGUGGUACAGAUUCAGAUAAACCUCCUCCAUGUAGACAUCAUAGAGGUUGUCUGCAUUGACAAUAAACGCCACAGCGGUACAUUGAGGUCGUGUCGGUCAAUAGGAGAGUUUUGAUAAAAUAGCUAUAUAUAUAUAUAUAGAGCAAGCUAAAUAAUAGGCUAAACCAUCAAAUAAAAUUAUUGUGUCUUGUCAGGUCUUGGAGGACGACUCGGAACUAGCUAGCUAGCCAGUGCUAGCUAAGAUAUUUAGACGCUAACUGAACCCUGGUGCUAAACCGAACGUGUAAAUUAACGUUAGCUAGUCUAUUAGCUAAAUUAAACGGAGAGGAACGGUUACUGUAAAUUACAAAACUAAGUAAACAGCUUGGGGAAAAAAAAACGUUUCAUAGAAUCGUUGAGUGCUUUUUCAGUUGGUUGCUAGUUAACUUAAACGUAAGUCCUUCUGCAGGUAGGUGACGUUGAAGAGCGGCGAUGGACUUCGUUGCUGGAUGCAUUGGAGGUGCAGCUGGAGUCUUGGUUGGACACCCAUUUGACACAGUUAAGGUGAGACUGCAGGUCCAGAGUAUUGAUAAGCCUCUGUACCGUGGGACCUUUCACUGUUUCCAGUCCAUCAUACGGCAGGAGACGGUAUUUGGUUUGUACAAAGGCAUCGGAUCCCCCAUGAUGGGCCUUACAUUCAUCAAUGCUAUAGUGUUUGGUGUUCAGGGUAACACCAUGCGGAUGCUGGCACAGGACACCCCCAUGAACCAGUUCCUUGCUGGUGCAGCAGCAGGUGCCAUCCAGUGUGUCAUCUGCUGCCCCAUGGAGCUGGCUAAAACCCGCAUGCAAAUGCAGGGUACUGGGGAGAAAAAGUCUUCUAGGAAGUUGUACAAGAAUUCCCUGGACUGCUUGGCACGCAUCUACAAUCGGGAGGGUCUGCGGGGCGUAAACAGAGGCAUGGUCACAACAUUAAUCCGCGAGACACCUGGCUUUGGAGUGUAUUUCCUGGCCUAUGAUGUGAUGACGCGCAGCCUUGGCUGUGAGCCGGAUGACCGCUACAUGAUCCCCAAGCUGCUGUUUGCAGGGGGCAUGGCUGGCAUCGCCUCCUGGCUAUCCACCUACCCUGUGGAUGUGAUCAAGUCGCGGCUGCAGGCAGACGGGGUGGGUGGAGUCAACCAGUACAGCGGCAUUGCUGACUGUGUGCGACAGAGUAUCAGGAGAGAAGGCUACAUGGUGUUCACACGAGGCCUCACCUCCACGCUGCUGCGGGCGUUCCCUGUGAACGCCACUACCUUUGCUACCGUCACCCUUAUCCUCAUGUACGCCCGGGGGGUGGAGGAAGGACCUAAAGACUGUGAGCAGGCUCAGCCAGGCCACCACACACAGAUUCAGCAGCAGGCCCAACCCUCCAGCCUGUGACAGCAGAGGUCUCAACCUGAGCACUUUACAGGAGCAUGGAUUAUAGAAACAUACCAACCCUUUAUAAAUGUCUGACUCAGUCUCACAUCAGACCAGCAA